Trypanosoma grayi is the source of this 306-nucleotide messenger RNA. RefSeq lists its product as hypothetical. The transcript has a single exon. The record is from RefSeq and is a predicted model, not a curated record. The coding region runs from base 1 to 306 and encodes 101 amino acids. NCBI's taxonomy places the organism in Eukaryota, Euglenozoa, Kinetoplastea, Trypanosomatida, Trypanosomatidae.
AUGGCUCAAGUGUUAGUCCUAUCGGAUUCGAGCUCCACUGCUAGCACAAAGUCCUCAACAGAGCAACCUUCGGAUUACCAUGAGGCAACGAAACCUGAGUGUGUGACAGACGCAGCGGGGCGGUUGGGGGUAACACGAGGGGAGAGGCUUCGUGUGGCGGUGCGCUGUGGCACUCUGUUUGUUAUCAUUUGGCGAUACCAGGGAGCGACUACUUGUAAGAAAUGGGUUGGACCAUCGGCUGCAGAGGUCUGUUUUUGUUUUUGUGUGUGUUUGUAUCAUGCUCGAAGAGUGACGGUGAGGCCAUAG